GAGGACUUUGCUCGGAGGAAAGUGGAGAGAGCGGCCAUGAGAAGCCACAUGAGACAGAAGUACCAGCUUGGCCAGGGAACGGCUGGGAAGGAUGGAGACCGUCAACAUCUACCUCCCCAAGGACAUUGCUCUGCUCUUUCAGUCGGAGGGGUCUUUACCCAAGAGAAUGAUGCUGGAUGCCUGGGUGGCCCACCGGGAAUAUCGGAACCAGCAGCGUGGGAUCUUCCUGAUGAAUGGAGAGCAAUGGAGAAAGGAUCGACUGGUCCUGAAUAAGGAGGUAAUCAGUCCAAUCGCUGUCAGUAAGUUUGCCCCUCUCCUGGAGGCAGUGACGCUGGACUUCACACGCUAUAUUGACCAACGUCUGGAGGCAGGUGAUGGUGUCACAGAGGUCAACAUGAUGCCCGAUCUCUUCCGAUUCGCUCUGGAGUCCAGUUUCCAGAUGUUGUAUGGAGAACGACUCGGUUUGUUCGCUGACCAAGCGUGCCCCAGCUCCGAGCGAUUCAUCAGAGCGAUCGAGAAGAUGUUGAGUACGACCAUCCCCCUGCUGCAUCUGCCAGUGAAGCUGGUGAAGUGGCUGAACAUCAAACCCUGGAGAGAUCAUGUGGCAGCAUGGGACACCAUCUUCGAGCACACUGACCAGUGUAUCCAGCGGUUCUCCCAGAAGAUGAAGAAUGUUCCGGAAGCACAGUGGCAGUACUCGGGAAUUUUCGCAGAACUCUUACUUCACUCCAAGCUCCCGCUUGACACGAUCAAGGCCAAUGUGACGGACCUGAUGGUUGGGAGUGUCGAUACGACGGCACACAGCCUUCUAUUCACACUAUUUGAGCUGGCACGAAACCAGACCCUCCAAAGCACACUUCGCACUGAAGUCACUGCGGCGUACCAAGAGGCUCACGGUGAUGUGUGUAAGUUACUGCGCUCAGUUCCACUGCUCAGGGGAGCAAUCAAAGAAACUUUACGACUGUACCCCGUUGGACUCACUCUGCAGCGUUAUGCAGCUAAGGACAUGGUCAUUCAGAACUACCACAUUCCAGCUGGUACUGUGGUGCAGGCUGGGAUUUACUCUCUGGGUAGGAACCCCGAAAUCUUCCCCGAUCCUGAGAGUUACGACCCGAGGAGGUGGUUAACCAGUGAGAGCACCCACUUCCAGGCCAUUUCCUUUGGGUUCGGGAUGCGCCAGUGUAUUGGACGCAGAGCUGCGGAGACGGAGAUCAGCCUCUUUCUAAUCCACAUUUUAAGAAAGUUCCAGAUUGUCACAAGGUCCAAAGCUGAUGUCAAACUAAUUUAUGCGUUCAUCGUGAUGCUGAAUGACCCGCCUCUGCUUGCCUUCAGACCCAUUGACCUACAGGAGCAGAGCGUACUGACCAAGGGCCCAUACUGCUCCCAGCUCCAGGCCUAACACUCCACAGUAGCACUGCCUCACUCUGGUGCUCCAUUGUAAUGACGAUAUGUCUCUCUCUCUCUCUCUCUCUCUCUCUCUUUCUCUGUUUGCCUGUCUAGGUAACUGAGUGUUAGUUGUUUUCACAGGGUGACAUAGUGCAGGGCUGAUCGACAGACUCACGGGGCA
Messenger RNA from Carcharodon carcharias (great white shark), 1567 nucleotides. Its product is annotated as cytochrome P450 11B, mitochondrial-like. The coding region runs from base 92 to 1399 and encodes 435 amino acids. Gene Ontology annotation, cellular component: mitochondrial inner membrane. Lineage: Eukaryota; Metazoa; Chordata; Chondrichthyes; Lamniformes; Lamnidae. Gene Ontology annotation, biological process: cholesterol metabolic process; cortisol metabolic process; cellular response to peptide hormone stimulus. The record is from RefSeq and is a predicted model, not a curated record. Gene Ontology annotation, molecular function: iron ion binding; heme binding; oxidoreductase activity, acting on paired donors, with incorporation or reduction of molecular oxygen. The transcript has 9 exons.